UGCUCUCUGGGGGGCACAAAGCAUAAAUCGGGCAUGUGUUCGUCCGCUCGUUCGGUGACCAAUUGUUGGCUGUGGCAAUUAGCAUCAUCGAACACGUUGCCAGGUGUUGGUCCGUUGGUCUUUCGGUUGCAUUCACCUCUGUACUGCCCGGGCCCCAUGCCCCAUGCCCCAUGCCCCUUCUCCUUCUCUACCACCACCAAUUACGGUGGCAACCUCAACCUCAGAGAGUACCCCCCUACCCAGCAGUGUCCACUGCUUGAUAAGCCACUUUCGAAUGCAUGGCUCGAGCUCUGUCGCGGGCUCUGGGUCUGCGGCUGGGGGCCUCUGACUCGAGCUCUUUGGCCAAAACAAAUUCAGUUGCGUCGCCGAGCUCAAAGAGAAAACAACGCCAGAAAGCCACGCCACGCCACACGAAUACCGAUAUACCGAGAUACGAGAGUUACGCGCCAGGUUCCGCUCGCCAUCUUUUGAGCCGUGAAAGUGGAAGGAAAACUGCAAUUUAUUGCACACAAAUUAUAUGCACUUUUACUUGCUUGUCGUCCGUACGCUGAUCGCUGAUCACUGAUCGCUGAUCGCUGGCUUUACAUCAUCUUGAAGCACGGCACGGCCCGAUCCUCGAUGUACAAGCACACGGUCAAGUCAAGGUUGGCCCAGGCCCGGAGUCAGCCGCCGCCAGCUUCUGGCACGGCAGCGACAACGACGCCCACAUCCCCGAAACAUGGACUGGGAGCAGGCAAGAAGUUCUUCUCACACAUUCGCCACAAAAUCGAGGAUAACCUGAGCCCCAAACUGGGCGGAAAGCUGUACUACAAAGGCAGCAAGCACACGAGAUCGAUGAGUGCCCUCAGCCUGCAGGUGGAUGGUGGCUGCAUCGGUGGCAAGUAUACCCCGAAAGCAGUGGGCCCACCUGUGGCCACUCCCCUGAAGAUGAUGGAGCAGGUGCCGCCACAGAUGAGCAGCAGCAUCUGCAGCUAUGUGGACAGCGACGAGGAGAGUCACCUGAGCCUGAGCCUCAGUCUGACGCAGCAGUCGCUGGAGGAUGAGAUCUUUGCGGAGCUGGAGAAGGUGGCCCACGACGAGAGUAAGCUGAACGAAGUGCUGCAGAGCUUUGACCAGAUCCUCAGCGAAUAUCCACCAGUGGAGUCGAUCAGAGAGAUGCGGCCCUCGGAGGAGGUGCCGCUGCCUGCCCCGCCAGCAGAGUUCUGCGAUCGACAGAUGCUGCUCUCGAAAUCCCACAGCAGCCUCAGUAUGGGCCGGGCCAAGCGGCAGAUCUACCAGUCGCCUGAACUGGCCAAUUCCAUGCUCCUAAGGAGAUCCGAUUCCACGUCCAACGCGAACUCCAGAUACAAUUCUUUGAGUGAACUGAAUGGCAGCCGGAUACCCGUUUCGAAGCACUCGAGCUUGAGGAAGAGAAGCGAGAGCUUCUGCCUGGAUCAGCCGCUGAAUCACAGGAGCAGCAAGCAGCGCACGCGAUCGAUGCUUACUUUGAACAGUGGAAUCACUGGUAGAUCUUCAAUUCCAGCCAGAAACACAGCUCCAGCGACAGCCAGAGCCACUGCUGCAGUUCCAUUGAAAGCCAAAGCCUCCUCCGCUGCAGCGCCACUCCCACCAAAGCGAGCCAACUCCACGCUGGAGCGGCGACAGGUGCACAGCAGGCCACCGGGUCCCAGGAGAGCCAACUCCACGCUGAGAGCCACGACUGCGCACAGCGAUGAGCUGCUGGUCAAGUGCCUGGCCAAGGGCCAUGAGAUCCUCCGCCAAGUGGAGAACAUCAGCAGUGCCAAGCCGAAGCGAAGCAGCAGUCGGGGGGUGAGCAAGGAGCACUCGCAGCUGGCGAGGAACAAGAAGAGGCACCAGCAGAAGCUGCAGUACGCGAACGAGGAGAAGAUGGGCAAGCCAAAGCUCGAGUCCUGCAAGAUUAUACCCCCGAAGCUGGGGGAGACAUCGGAUAAGAAUCAGGACCUGCUGGUCAAGGUAGUGCAGGAGGUAAAAACCAAGCCAAAAGCAAAGGCAAAGACAAAGGACUCUCUGCCGCUCAAGAAGCCCCUCAAGCAGGAUGAGGAGAGACAGCAGGAACCCUCCUCCGAUUCGGAUGAUUCGGGACACAUCAGCAACACGGUGCUCUCGACGUCCACUUCCACCUGUAAUUCCACGGGCAGCCUCUGCGAAUCGGAGGGCGAUGAAGCCGAAGAACCAUCGGCAGUGAAAAAGUCCAACAAAAUCGCAGAACUCCUGCAAAAGUUCGAGGCAGUGGCAGCAGCGGCGGCAGCUGUUAAAUCGAAUGCUGCUCAUGCCUCUGCCCCUUCCAUGAUUGCCACCAAGGUGGUGGCACAGGUGCAGGCGGUGCGGUGCAUCCAAACGCAGGUGGAGAUCUAUCCCACCUACACGAAAGAGGUAACUAUGCGGCUGCACUGACUGCCACCCGGUACGAGUACCCAGCAUAUCCCAGCUGUGCAUCCAAGCCUCCACCAGAUCCCAUCUUAACUCUCAGAUGUAUCUACUUAUCUAUUGUGCUUUGCCUCAUCUAACUUUAUCUUUUAUC
Drosophila persimilis is the source of this 2542-nucleotide messenger RNA. RefSeq lists its product as uncharacterized. The coding region runs from base 619 to 2415 and encodes 598 amino acids. The record is from RefSeq and is a predicted model, not a curated record. NCBI's taxonomy places the organism in Eukaryota, Metazoa, Arthropoda, Insecta, Diptera, Drosophilidae. The transcript has a single exon.